Molecule: messenger RNA, 1421 nt
Organism: Pseudoliparis swirei
Lineage: Eukaryota; Metazoa; Chordata; Actinopteri; Perciformes; Liparidae
Gene: gskip
Product: gsk3b interacting protein
Exons: 3
Coding region: 155-556 (133 amino acids)
Biological process (GO): regulation of canonical Wnt signaling pathway
Cellular component (GO): cytoplasm
Molecular function (GO): kinase regulator activity; protein kinase A binding
Source: RefSeq, a predicted model, not a curated record
UGUCGGGUCAAGAAUGAAGUCGUUGUUUUAGACGCUGGAUUAAACUACAAACGGGGCGUGCGUUAACGUGAACCUCGGCCUCCGGGUAACGACACGUUUGAAGCUCUACGGUUACCGAUCGCACGUGAGAUUUGACGGAACCGACGAGGAGGGGAUGGAGACCGACUCCCAGCCCGAGGAAUCCCUCGUCCCUUCACCUGAUGAGGACUGUGUUGUGCCUGGCAACGUCAAGGACAUGGGUUUGGAGGCGGAGGCAGUGGUGAAGGACGUACUUUUUGCCGUUGCUGAAAUGCAUGUGUCGCAAAGUCUCAACAGCGCGUCAGAUGUGGCCCACAUAAACGUGGAAACACGAGAGGGAAACCGGUAUUGUGUGGAGCUCACAGAGGCGGGAUUCAGGGUGGUGGGCUAUGCCUUCAAUCAAGCGGACGAGGAUUUGAACACCCAGUAUUACGAGACCGUUUACUCACUUCUCGACUCACUGAGUCCGGGCUACAGAGGAGCCUUCGGGAACGCUUUGCUCCAGCGGCUAGAGAGGCUGCAGCAAACCGGAUGGUGAAAAGGACCACGAUGCUGCACUAGUGGAAGUGAAAUAGGUCAAUAAUGUGGGUAUAUGAGACAAGUCUGGUCAAAUAUUAUAGUCUGUGACAUCCACCUGCCUGGCUACCUCUACAAUAAGGGGUACCCUGCUCCGUCAACUCUGCUCUCUUCUGACUACCUGGAGCUGAGUGGUAUUGGCUUGUAUGGGCUCAGCUGCAACAUUGUGUUGACUUUACGAUGGAAAUAUAUUCCAACUUGCACAAUGCAAUGUUGUAACUGUGCACAUUGUUUGAGAAUCCUGAACCAUUUUGUACUCAUCCAAAAGGAUCUGAGAAAGAAGUAGGUUAUGACUUAUAGCUCCAGUUUAGUUCUGUCCUGCUUGCACUAAAACUAAACAGAUGUAUGUUCAAACAUACUAAACUUGUGCAGCAGGUGGCUGAGAGCCAAAACUAUUAAACAAAUUCUGCCUUAAUGACUGGAUUUAAAUUAUAAUAAAUGACCGACAGAUUAAUGCCAUCACAUUUCACAUGGUUAACUAGGGCAGACAACUUUUGAAAGGUUUAUACAAUCAACUCACUUCCUGUAUAAAUGUAUGUGCCACUCAAAUUCUAGUUGUCAAUGCACAGCAUUUGUUCAAUACCAGUCAAGACGUGUUGAGCCAUUUGAAAGUCUUGGCUUUGAUAAGUCCAUCAAUGUUUAGACUUCAGUCCUUGCUGCUGGCCUUUGCUCCGGCCAAUUUAGUCUCAUAAUUACAUCAGUCUGAAUUUUUACCUCAUGUUUAGCCUCAAAAAUGUCUCAGGCAAACUUUUUAAAUGAACCAUUUGUUCACCACUGCAUCAAGUGCUGAUUUGGGGUAAAUGUAUUAAAGUGAGGCUACAAUAUUG